AUGUCAGAUGACAGCAAGAGCGUGAAAUGGGAGGAUCCCCCGGAUGACCAAAAUAAGGUUGUGGGGAAUAUGAAGGAUGAAACAGGGACACAUGAGACCAACAAGAACAGGACAGGAGGCAAGGCUAAACGUAAGUCCAGUGGCCGUGCCAAGAAGACUUCCGUGGAGGAGGACAGCAGCAUAGGUGCAGAGUCUUCUCAGACACCCGGGUGUGGUUUCCGGGAAAGGGGAUCUAUCAUUGAGCAGCUGGAGAAGGAGGCUCAGAGGACUCUAAUGCCUUCUCUCAAGAUUGAGACAUGCUGUGCCCCAAUCCUCCUCUCCUUCCUGAGGAGUCUAACUGAUGACCAAUGGAGAGUGAUUCAGCAUGGCAUGAAAAAUAACCUCACAUUCGAGCAGCUCUCCAUGCUGUGUCUGAAGAUUGUUAAAGUCGUGACCCAGACAGCCCUCCGCAUUCUCCUACCAGCGCUAGCUCGUAUCAUGGGGGUGAACCUGAGGUGUGGGGCAACCUCCCCAGAAUCCCAGUGCUCUCUGACAGGGUCUGAGGAUUCCUUAGGCAGUGUGGAUGAGAGAGAGAAAAGGCUGCUGAUCAGUGAGAUGAACUACUGGACUAAGGAGAGGAGGAGGAAUGGCAGUGCAGGCGGCCAUUCAGGCCAGCCCGGGGUGUUGCCCCCCUAUGGACAGUCAGGUUGCCCCCCUAUGGACAGUCAGGACAUAGCAGCAGGCAAGGAGGUCAUUCGGGUAGCCUCGAUGCAGAUCCUGGGUGAGCUACAGAGCCAAACGUCUGAGCCAGAGUGGGUAGGGUUUAUCGAGCCCCUCAUGGACCCUGUGACCGAUGAUGUGCUGGAUGCCAUUGUCGGCACAAUGGACAAAAUGGCACAGGACUUCAACAUCCUAUUGGAUCUGGCCAAGAGAUGA
Messenger RNA from Oncorhynchus tshawytscha (Chinook salmon), 915 nucleotides. RefSeq lists its product as uncharacterized. The transcript is spliced from 7 exons. Lineage: Eukaryota; Metazoa; Chordata; Actinopteri; Salmoniformes; Salmonidae. The record is from RefSeq and is a predicted model, not a curated record. The coding region runs from base 1 to 915 and encodes 304 amino acids.